Eucalyptus grandis is the source of this 911-nucleotide messenger RNA. RefSeq lists its product as uncharacterized. Bases 33 to 512 code for a protein of 159 amino acids. Lineage: Eukaryota; Viridiplantae; Streptophyta; Magnoliopsida; Myrtales; Myrtaceae. The transcript has a single exon. The record is from RefSeq and is a predicted model, not a curated record.
GGCUAAAGGAUCAAAAAUUGUAGAAUCUCAUAAUGACAAUGCAAGCGAAAAAGCAUAAAAGCACCAAACCGGAACAAUCUGCCCAACCCAAGAAAAGGACCUAUGACCUUCAUCACUUUCUUGAUCCACCACACCCCCUAAAGUCAUCAGAUGCAAAUUUAAAGCACAGAUCACAAAGGGUUUCCGUUCACUCUCCCAACUCCACUGAAGAUCGUCUCGACAUGGCCACGGCAGCUCCUGUCGCGAUCGGUACACGGGGCACGGUGGGCUCGCUCGUGAGAAAGGAAAUCGAGUACUUCAGCAAGGUCCACAGUAGUAGUUCGCCGGCGGAAGAGGCUGCUUCGAGGAGGGGCCAUUUCAGGCUCGGUUUUCGGUUCUUCGCGGCGUCGUGGAGGAGGAAGAAGCGGCUCGUGCCGAGGAUAUGCUCUGUCGUGGAAGUCGCGGAGCGGAACUACGGGGUUAGGAGUGAAAUCCCAGGUUUCAAUUACAGGGUCCUUAAGGAUGAGUUUUAAGGAGACAAGAGAGUGCCAAACUCGGGAUGCUGAGCCCUUAUAGAUCAUCAAGCUGCGAGCGAGUACAAAGAAAGCCACCAUGGCUUUGUUCUUUGGGGUAUUCAAUUUGGAUUUUCUGAUCCCAAACCGUUCUUCUUGUCUUCCUCUAUUUCAGAAAGUCAUCAGUUCAUUCACAUGACGUUAGUAGGAUCUUGCUGAUUGUAUAGCUAUUUUACAGAUACUUUGCUUUGUUUUCUAUAGUGUCGACCGCCCGGAUCGAGAUUGCUUCUCUCAAGACUUGAUUCGAUUCGAUUCAGUACUAGCCUUCGAUCCUAUCGGUCGAUCCAGUGGUUGGUGUUUAUGGCUGUGACAUUAGAAUAUCAACAUGAUAAGAGCUUGUGGUGCGUCUUAUUUACGUAA